UAUCUAAACCAACAGGUACUGAAGCAAUGAACUGAAAUCCUUUAUUGUCCUUGGAGCGGAAGAUUUCCUCUGGUUUCAGCACGGAGCAACAAUGGCAACGGCAAUAGAGCUGCUGGAAACUUUGGAGGAUUUGGGAGAUCGAGAGCUAAAACAUUUUAAGUGGUACCUGCAGCAGGCCAACUUCCUGAAGGACUUCCCGCCAAUCCCAAAGAGCCAACUGGAAUUGAGAGUUUCUGUCUUUAUUGAUACAGGUAUUAGAAACAGGUCGGACAGGAGAGAGGAGGAGGAGAUAACAGGAGCUACAGAAGGAAAGGAGACAAAAGGCAAAGAUAAAAUACACAGUAAAGACGAGGGAGUCCAGAACAGAGGGCAGCAAAUAUCCCAGGAUGCAACAGGAAACGUCCCAACUCCACUCAGUCAUUUGUCCGACCUUCUGAAGGACUUCCCGCCAAUCCCGAGGAGCCGACUGGAGAACGCAGACAGGCCGGACACCGUGGAUCUGAUGGUGCAGACCUACAACCAUCAGUGUGUGGAGGUGGCCAAGAAGGUUUUAAAGAAGAUGAGGAGGAACGAUCUGGUGGAGAGUUUGUCAAACCCCAGCAGUCCAGGACCCGAAGGUACCGUUAUUACAGACGGGUCGGACAGUAGAGAGGAGGUGGAGAGAACAGGAGCUACAGAAGGAAAGGAGACAGGAGAGGAAGAUAAAAUACAGAGUAAAGACGUGGGAGUCAAGAACAGAGGGCAGGAUGCAACAGAAAACGUCCUAACUCCACUAGGUCAUUUGUCCACAGUUAUUACAGACGGGUCAGACAGGAGAGAGGAGGAGGAGACAACAGGAGCUACAGAAGGAAAAGAGACGGAAGAGGAAGAUAUAAUACACAGUAAAGACGAGGGAGUCCAGAACAGAGGGCAGCAAAUAUCCCAGGAUGCAACAGGAAAUGUCCCAACUCCACUCAGUCAUUUGUCCAUAGUGGAAGUCGAGGAUGUUGGAGAGACUUCAGAGGACACAACAGCUUCAUCUGUACUUCUCUCUGACCUCCCAGCUGUCAGCUGGCUGACUGAAGAUGUAAUGGUGCCGGUCCUACCGCUUCCACAACCCAACACAUCAGACCCGCUCACAUUGCAGUCGGACCUCCAGAACAUGUUCAAGUGUGCACAGGGAGGGUGGAUAGAGAAGCAACACGAGGAGCUUUCACAUGAUAUGAACCCUGAGCUGCUCAUCACACACAUACACACCAAGCUCGAGAUGGCUUCAGGAAAACAAACAGAAACAGAAAGUCCAAUUAACCCCAGCGACAUCUUCAAACACGCAAGAAGCACACAUAUAAGAACAGUUCUGACCAAUGGGAUUGCAGGAAUGGGCAAAUCAGUCCUUGUGCAGAAGUUUUUGUUGGACUGGGCUGAAAAAAGAGCCAAUCAAGAUUUGCAUCUCAUAUUCCCCUUCUCCAUGCGGCAGCUGAAUCUGUGGAGCAGAGAAAGCUUUUGUUUGGCAGAGCUAAUUCACACAUGUAUCCCAGAAACCAACUUCAUUGAAGAGGAGACUCUUAAUGACCUCUUCACAACUUUACAGAACCCAAGAAACUCCAGCUUUGACCAAAGUGAAUUCAAACUUCUGUUUGUGUUUGACGGACUGGAUGAGAGCCACGUUCAACUAGACCUUGUAGGUGAAACAAAAAGCUUUCAUGAUGUUACAGAGUCCACCUCAGUGGAUGUGCUGCUGACAAACCUCAUCAGGGGGAAACUGCUUCCCUCUGCUCGCCUCUGGAUAACCACACGACCUGCAGCAGCCAAUCAGAUCCCUCCUGAGUGUGUUGACAUGACCUGA
This is a messenger RNA of Morone saxatilis (striped sea-bass), 1825 nucleotides long. RefSeq lists its product as uncharacterized. The record is from RefSeq and is a predicted model, not a curated record. NCBI's taxonomy places the organism in Eukaryota, Metazoa, Chordata, Actinopteri, Moronidae. The transcript has 6 exons. Bases 92 to 1825 code for a protein of 577 amino acids.